Molecule: messenger RNA, 1133 nt
Organism: Corticium candelabrum
Lineage: Eukaryota; Metazoa; Porifera; Homoscleromorpha; Homosclerophorida; Plakinidae
Exons: 3
Coding region: 122-1039 (305 amino acids)
Source: RefSeq, a predicted model, not a curated record
AAUAUUUAUGCAUACCGUCUAAGAGAAUCGGUAUUGAUUUCUCUCUUUUUUUUAUCUUAUUGAGUACGUUUCUGUUGCGAAGAACGCUUUCCUUACACGAAGAAGGCUACGUGCAGCAUUGAUGGGAAACGGGUUGAGCUCGACAUUGGGAAGCUGGACAUGGUGGAGGUCAUGGUGGAGAACGCCACCGCCACCGACACAGAAAGAAGUAGAUGAAAUGAGAAGGACUGUCAUCCGCCUUUUUGACGGUCAGCAACUUCUGCUUGUUGGACCGGUCGGAAGUGGAAAGUCAUGUUUGAUUAACAGUAUAAACCACGUCAUCAACUUGGAAGAUCCAAAUGCUCGUUAUCAGGAACUCGCAAGAAUAAGCUCAGGAAAAGCCAAUCAUGGAACUGUGACCUACCGCUCAUAUAUCGCUGAAAGAACACUCUUUCAUGCGUUGAAAGAGAAGAAUUUGUUAACUGAUCCUUCAAUUGCUCCUAGCCUCUUUGACGUUGCCGGAGUUGACAAGCAACUGCUAGACAGCGGAUUUAAUCUAAAGCAGCUUCUAAUCUGCCUUGUGAGAGGCCAAGUAAGGGAGUAUACACAAAUGAUAGCAAUUUUUAAUGAUGGAAGCACAUUGAACAACCUAAGCCAGCAAGCAGCAAUAGAAGCUAAUCGUGCAUGGUCAAUGAUCUGCGUGAUUUCGCUUAAUGAGCCGUUUCCUAAAGAGCUCUUGGAACAAGUCCAUAACGCUUUGAAUGAAACUGAAUCCCAUCAAGGAGGUGCAAAUGUGUUUGUUUUUUUAACUGGUACUGACAGGUUCAACCAAUGGGAGCGGCAAAGUAAAGUACAGGACUAUACGAAACAGUCUUGCGCAGCUCUAAAUAUUAUGGAGAAACGGGUAUUUGAAAUCGCAAACUACGUACCCACGGAAUUGAAUCAACGCUCUGAAAUGGCCAAAAAUUUGGAAAAGGAAAUGAAGAUAUUGCUUGCUCUAAAUUCCAUCCUUCAGAUUGGUUACAGACCUGAUUGGAGCUUUACUGACACACGCUCAUAAACAGUAUACUGUCCAUAUGUUGCUGUGUUGUAAAAUUUGCUGUUGGCGUGACGUCAUUUGGUUGAUACAAUAAAAAGCUUUGUGAAAUUACAUA